AUGGGGGUCGACGAGUUUCUUGAUCUCCUGGGCGAGGAGGUUGAGGAUCCUGAUGAAGAAACUUUCCUGCUCUUCUCGCAGCCCAUACCCUCCCAGAACCUAGGAUUCCUCGAUCCCAAGGCGACGGCAGUGGAGGUAAGCAUUGCCGGGAAGGAGUACGCCAUCCAGCAGUCGCCUGGGAUAUUAGAGUCUUCCCGCGCCGGUGGGACCACAGGUGCCGUCCUAUGGAAAAUCACACCCCUCUUCGCGGAAUGGCUGUCCUCCCCCUCCAACAUCCUCUUCCAAACCUCCGUCUUAACCCCAACGUCCGCCGUACUCGAGCUGGGCUGCGGCACCUCGGGCCUAAUCGCCCUCGUAGCGGCGCCAAAAAUAUCCCGGUACACGCUGACGGAUCAAGCCUACGUAUCCAAGGUCCUCACGGCCAACCUCUCCGCGAACAGCAGCACCACUGCCAAAUCCAAAACAUCCUCAUCCGGUACGAAGAAGUCGAAAACCACGCCGAAAGAGGGUGAAAAAGGUGAGGGGGCUUUCUUUUACGGCGCCGACAAAAACAUCACCUUCGCCCCGCUAGAUUGGGAAAAGGAUCUCCCCACACCUUCCCUAACCUCCCACCCGGGCACCAAGAGCUUCGACGUCGUAAUCGCCUGCGACUGCGUCUACAACGAGGCCCUCGUGAAACCCCUCGUAACAACCUGCGCCGAGGCAUGUAAGCUUCGGUUAUUGGAUGGGAAUGGCGACGAUGGCGGGCGGCCGCCGACGGUUUGUAUCGUUGCGCAGCAGUUGAGGGAUCCGGAUGUCUUUGGGACGUGGAUGGAGGCGUUCUGGGGGAGGUUUAGGACUUGGAGGGUUGGUGGGGAGUUGGCUCGGGAAAUGGGCGAGGGGUCGGGGUUUGUGGUUCAUGUUGGCGUAUUGAGGGGAGGUCCGUAA
Molecule: messenger RNA, 927 nt
Organism: Scedosporium apiospermum
Lineage: Eukaryota; Fungi; Ascomycota; Sordariomycetes; Microascales; Microascaceae
Exons: 3
Coding region: 1-927 (308 amino acids)
Source: RefSeq, a predicted model, not a curated record